AUGUAUGCUCAACGGCCACUAGCUUAUGCACCAACCCCAUAUAGCUUUACUCCAAAUCCUGCGCGGUCGGCCACCAUAAAUCUCGAUGAAGAGGUGAAAUUAAUAUCGAGCUCAGGUGAACGCGAGCUAUACGAAUCCCUUGCCGAAAUAUACAGCAUAAUUAUUACACUUGACGGUCUUGAGAAGGCAUACAUUAAGGAUGUGGUCACAGAGGCCGAAUACACGGAGACAUGCACCCGACUUCUAAAGCAGUACAAAUCUAGCUUGGGCGAUGAUACUGUGUCGCGCGAAUUUGUGGAUCUGGAGACAUUCAAGCGAACCUGGGGUGUAAGUCUCCCGCUUCUAUUGGCAGAUGAACGGUCUACUUACCAAUCAUGCACCAGUUGGAGUGCCCUCGAGCGACUGAGCGGCUCCGAAUCGGUCUCCCAGCCACGGUCGAACAAGCUUCGCAUGGCACACCUGCAACGAGCAACACAACUGGAGCAGGUGCCUCUGGGGGGGGCAGCUGGUAGCUUGAUUCUCCUUGCGACAGAAAACUUCAUCACGUUCCUCGAUGCAUUGAAACUGAACAUGGUUUCCAAGGACGCCCUGCAUCCGCUCUUAUCAGAAGUUAUUCAAUCAGUGAACAAGGUGACCGAUAGCGAUUUUGAGAACAGAGGCAAGAUCAUUCAAUGGCUGAUCACGCUAAACCAAAUGAGAGCUACCGAGGAACUGAGUGAGGAGCAGGCAAGAGAGCUGUCUUUUGACAUCGAGCAAGCUUAUCAUGGAUUCAAGUCGACUCUAAACUAA
This is a messenger RNA of Penicillium chermesinum, 789 nucleotides long. Its product is annotated as ESCRT-I subunit protein VPS28. The record is from RefSeq and is a predicted model, not a curated record. The transcript is spliced from 2 exons. Gene Ontology annotation, biological process: protein transport to vacuole involved in ubiquitin-dependent protein catabolic process via the multivesicular body sorting pathway. NCBI's taxonomy places the organism in Eukaryota, Fungi, Ascomycota, Eurotiomycetes, Eurotiales, Aspergillaceae. Gene Ontology annotation, molecular function: protein-containing complex binding. Gene Ontology annotation, cellular component: ESCRT I complex. The coding region runs from base 1 to 789 and encodes 262 amino acids.